AUGGAGACUAGAAUAGUAAGGGUUGCCCCUAGCAAGGGCACUCAGCUCGGUCGUUUCGAAGCUUCAACCGGCGCUUCAAAGGUCGAGGAAUGGCGCAUCUUGCCUGAAGCAAAAGACGCCGUCGCCGCCCUCGAGGACGCCGCCCAGUAUCUCAAGACCAGCGACACGCCCGUUGCUUUCCCAACAGAGACGGUCUACGGCCUCGGCGCCGAUGCCACUCGCAGCGGCUCCGUCAAGGGCAUCUACGCUGCAAAGGGCCGGCCAUCGGACAACCCGCUCAUUGUGCACGUUGCGGAUCUUCACAUGCUGCGGGAGCUGCUAGGCAAGAAGAGCGAUGACCAGGAUGCCAUUCCGAGCAGGUAUCAGACGCUGAUAGACCGCUUCUGGCCCGGUCCCUUGACGAUACUGCUGCCUAACCCGCAGCCUUCGAAGCUAGCUCCGGAGGUCACCGCGGGACUCACGACGUUUGGCGCCAGGAUGCCGUCGUCGCCGUUGGCUUUGAGUCUUAUCAAACUGGCUGGAGUGCCUUUGGCUGCGCCCUCGGCAAACGCAUCUACCAAGCCGUCGCCCACGGCAGCGCAGCACGUCAAAGAUGAUCUAGACGGGCGAAUUGAAAUCAUUCUCGAUGGAGGCCCUUGCCAGGUUGGCGUUGAGAGCACCGUCGUGGACGGCCUCUGCGAGCCCCCUGUGGUGCUGCGUCCAGGAGGCAUCGGCAUGGAAGAGCUGCGGAGUUGUCCGGGCUGGGAGAACGUGGUCAAGGCCUACAAAGACCACAGCGAAGAAGGGAAAGCGGCCCCCAGGGCACCGGGGAUGAAGUACAAGCACUAUAGUCCCAAGGCAAGGGUGGUGCUCUAUGAGUCUACGUACAAGGAUGGUUCCGCUGGUGUCUUGCCGUCCGACAUUGAAGUUACAGGCGCUACAGAAAAUGGUGAGGCUCGGAAGACCAACGGCCAUUUAUCAAAGAGAAUAGGCGUCAUCCGGACACAGCGGUGGAAGUCAGGGGCGGGUCUUGAGUGCGGCGCUUUACAACCUGCCCCCGUCAACCCAGAUGCUCAUGAUGACGAGUAUCUCAAUCCCGCGUAUCAAGUAUACAAAGGAGAUCUCAAGAACAGUCAGGGAGAGGUCAUUGGCGAGCUUUUCGACAUAGACCUGGGACAGGACACCAAGAGGAUAGCUCAGGGGUUGUUCUCUGCUUUGCGGGAGCUAGAUCGACGAAACAUAGACACGAUAUUUGUAGAUGGCAUAGAAGGCGAGCUGGAUAUCGCCGCUGCCGUCAUGAAUCGCCUGCGUAAGGCGGCUUCGGAGAUACGAUCAUGA
This is a messenger RNA of Trichoderma virens Gv29-8, 1317 nucleotides long. RefSeq lists its product as uncharacterized. Lineage: Eukaryota; Fungi; Ascomycota; Sordariomycetes; Hypocreales; Hypocreaceae. The transcript has a single exon. The record is from RefSeq and is a predicted model, not a curated record. Gene Ontology annotation, biological process: regulation of translational fidelity. The coding region runs from base 1 to 1317 and encodes 438 amino acids. Gene Ontology annotation, cellular component: cytoplasm. Gene Ontology annotation, molecular function: double-stranded RNA binding; nucleotidyltransferase activity; tRNA binding.